This is a messenger RNA of Symbiodinium pilosum, 2689 nucleotides long. The record is from the annotation of a GenBank genome assembly. NCBI's taxonomy places the organism in Eukaryota, Dinophyceae, Suessiales, Symbiodiniaceae.
GAUGGCGGGUCUGCUUCGCAUGCCUGGCUCCUCAGCGCUUCCUCCUGGCCUGCCGGAAAGCAUUGACUGGCGCAGCCGGCUGAAUUCCAGUAGCUUCGUGAAGGAGCAGGGCAGCUGUGGAUCCUGCUGGGCGCUGGCAGCUGUGGGAGCUUUGGAGAUGCAUGCGGAGAUCCAUAGCAAAAAGGCUCCGCCAGAGCUCUCUGCAGACCAGCUUCUGGACUGUGUCCCAAAUCCGCAGCACUGUGGUGGCCUUGGUGGAUGUGAUGGCGCCAACUCCGAGCUGGCCUUUGAGUAUGUGCAGCAGCACGGCUUGUACACAAGCAGCUCGUAUCCCUCCAGUGGUACCAAGAAGGAGGAGGGGUGCUCAGGCAGAGUGGGCCGCCCGCAUGUGCAGCUACAAGGCUUCGUCCGCCUCCCCAGCAACAGCUUGAACUCCAUGCUGCAGGCCCUUGCGCGCAGAGGUCCACUUGUGGUUGGGGUGGAUGCAUCGCGCUGGGACCUCUACGGCCAUGGUGUCUUCGAUGCCUGUGAGCGGGAUGCCACAGUCAAUCACGCCGUGGUUCUGGUAGGCUAUGGGCAAGAUGUCAUGGGAAGAGAUUAUUUCUUGAUACGAAACUCCUGGGGCAAGGCUUGGGGCGAAGAUGGUUACAUGCGCCUCCUGAGGCACUCUAGUGAUCAGGGUGCACCUGGCCACUGCGGUAUCGAUAGGAAGCCUCAAGAGGGAGUGUGGUGCGAGGGCGGUGCUCCAGAAGUGCCUGUUUGCGGUAUGUGUGGUAUUCUGUCCGAUGCCACGCACCCUCAGACUGUUACGCUUUCUGCCGCUUGGUCUCCGCAGCCGCCUGGUGUGCGAUCUGUCCAGCGAAGUGCAUCCGUAAGCGAUGUGGCCCAGGGACCGCCGCCCAUUCAUGAGCUGGUGCCUGCCCAGCUGAAGAGCAAAGUUCUCAAGCUGGUCAAGGCAGCCCCACCAUUAGGUCCAAAACAUCGGGGUGUCGUUUGCAUUGAGAUGAACUGGAGCGAGAGUGGUUAUCUGCCAGCGCAUGCUCAGCCGCUGAGCGAGGAUCCUGACACGUACAUCUGGGGUGAGAAGUACAAACGGCUUGCAGCGGAACUUCGGAAAGCUCUGUCCGACAAGGGCGUCAGCGUUGUGGAUUUCAAGACGCCUUCUGGGCUGAAGAAGGGCAAUGGCAUCUACGACAGGUUCUCAGAAUGGGAGCGGCAUCUGCCGAGAGGCAAUGCAUCCAACGUGUCACAUAAGUCCUCGGGCCCCAGCCGAAUUGGGGCCUUCGAGGUGCACCUCGUGCAGGGCACCUGGGAUCCUGAACGAUGCUGCCCCGCCACGCUUGGCAGGAACCAGUGGCAUCAGGGCCCAGCCGUGUGCCUCUCCGAUGGCAUCUACUGCUCAGCAUGUGCAGAGGCCAUUCGAGAUGAAAGGCAAAGGCCAGUGAGCUACACCAAGGACCAGUUAGCAGAGCAACACCUCCUCGUGCACUCCAAGCUCUGGACUCGGCGCUGGCCUGGCAUGCGGUUCCUGUUGCUGCGGAUUGGUGUUGCAACUGUGCCACCUCCACCGCUGCAUGCCCCAGUGUCUCUGGUGUUGGUGGAUCCGCCAAGACCGGCUUAUCAGAGGUUAGUGCCUACCAGACUAGACUGUGAGCGCAGACCGCGCAUCUCGUUGCCAGAGGAUCCGGCAGAAGUGAUCCGUAGGAAGCUCCAUUCCCUCGACUGUCCUGCGAACAGAGGUUGGAAGAUGCACUCCCAGAUUGGCCCCCAUAUCUUGUGCAUGUGUGGUGGAGGAAGCCACCAGCUAAGCGUUGAUGAAGUUGCAGCACAGAUGGAACCACUGGGCUUCAGUGGCAUUAACUUCAGGGACUUUGUGCUACGAGAGGCACAUCAUUUUGAGAACGUGGAUGUGAAUACGUUCCUCAAAGCUUACAUGGAUGCUGAUGGUCACCAGGUGGUGGUAGCGCUGCAGUCCAAGAGACAAAAAGCUCAAGAUCAAAUAAAUCUGGAGGAGUCCCUAUUCCAAGGCUUGCUGGCGUCCAAAGAAGACCUCAACAAGCAGCAGCAAGAUGCAUGUCAGAGCUAUGAGGCUGACUUCCGCAAGGGUCAAGCCAAGGCUGAGAGGAUUUUUGUGAAACAUUGCCUUGAUGUGGCGAGCUUCGUGCCCGGUGCUGAGGUAAACAUUGAUCCUGCAAAGACCUCGGUUGACAAAGCCAUGCGCGAGCUAGAGAAGGCCAAGCAGCUGAACGAGUCCCGGGUUGAAGCUUGGGCCGAGUGGGAGGAGGCUGUCGACUGCUGGUCAGAUGUGCCGGAGGUUUUCCAGCAUCGGCCUGAUCUUUCAAAUGCUACUUUCGAGAGGGAUGAUGCGCAAGCGAAGGCUGCACUCUUAAGAAGCCAGGCUGACACGGUUGUUCGCGAGAUGGAGGCGUGCAUGCCCGACAGGCAAUCCUACUCUAGCCGACUCACCUGCGUGCAGGAGGAGUGGGCUCGUCGCAUUGAGGAGUAUCACGAGACAUGCGGCUCACAUGGGCAACGGCAAAAGGCCGAAUUUCGCGAGAUGGAGGCGUGCGUGCCCGACCGGCAAUCCUACUCUAGCCGACUCACCUUCGUGCAGGAGGAGUGGGCUUGUCGCAUUGAGGAGUAUCACGAGACAUGCGGCUCACAUGGGCAACGGCAAGAGGCCGAAUAA